GAACGCAGCCCACAGAAUUGUAGCUUUCCAUCAUACACUGUACAAGAUUAUUUAUAUAUGUGCUUUGCUAAAUAAAAAAAAACAGUUAUUUAAAAAUAAUUGUAUUGAAUCUAAGUUUAUUAUAUUGAAACGAUUGUUUUUGUGCAUCGACAACAAUGAAUAUUCUACCGAAGAAAAGAUGGCAUGUCCGAACAAAAGAGAAUAUUGCUCGUGUACGUCGAGAUGAAGCAAAAGCUGCUGAAGAGGAAAGAAUUAAACAAGAACGAAUUCAAAAAGCUGAAACUGAAGCGAGAAUAAAUUUAUUAAGACAUCAAGCAAGAUCUACAUAUGAUGGUCGUUCAAAAGUUGACAAUUCCAACACAAAAUUAGAACAUGUCAACUUUUUUGCCGAGCUUGAAGAUGGAAAGAUCGAUUACAACAAACCUAAUGCAGAACAUGAAAAGGAAAAAAAGGAAGAGAAGGAAAAAUAUGAAAAACAAAUUGGAUAUCUGACAUAUCUGGGACAAGAUACUAAUGAAGCAACUGGAAAGAAAAAUUGGUAUGAAGAAUUACCAAGGAGAUUAUUAGAUACAGAGAAGAAUGUGGAAGUAGAAACAAUGAAAAAAGCUUUAAAUGAUCCAAUAGUCGAUAUAAAAAAAUAUUUGAAUAUUAUGCACUCUGCAUCUGUUGAGGAACCAAAAAUAAAGACAGAGAGUACUAAGAGAAAAUAUUGUAAUUCCGAUAGUUCUCAUUCUGAUCAAGAAACCCAUAAACACAAAAAACAUAAGAAGGACAAAAAGUACAAAAAACAUGAGGAAAAAAAUUAUAAGCAAUUAAUUAAGAAAGAAACUAAGAGUCAAAGUAAUAUAAAUAUAGAAAAAUUAAGAGCAGAGAGGAUGCUUAGAGAACAAAGUGAAAAGUUAAGAACUGAAGCACUCUUGGCCAAAGUGAGAGGGGAGCCAAUACCUAUUGUAGCACCAGAAACUCCUAAACCUAGCAUAAAACAAAAAUACAAUUCACAAUUUUUUCCUGAGAUUGCUAGACAAAAUGCAGAAAGAACACCUAAAUAUACAGAAUCUAAAUGAAGUAAAUAAAUUACUUAAAGUAAUAAAUUACUUUCACAUUUUUC
Molecule: messenger RNA, 1108 nt
Organism: Camponotus floridanus (Florida carpenter ant)
Lineage: Eukaryota; Metazoa; Arthropoda; Insecta; Hymenoptera; Formicidae
Product: leukocyte receptor cluster member 1 homolog
Exons: 3
Coding region: 156-1064 (302 amino acids)
Source: RefSeq, a predicted model, not a curated record